This is a messenger RNA of Trematomus bernacchii (emerald rockcod), 4444 nucleotides long. RefSeq lists its product as uncharacterized. The record is from RefSeq and is a predicted model, not a curated record. Gene Ontology annotation, biological process: DNA integration. The coding region runs from base 1 to 4041 and encodes 1346 amino acids. Gene Ontology annotation, molecular function: nucleic acid binding. The transcript is spliced from 2 exons. NCBI's taxonomy places the organism in Eukaryota, Metazoa, Chordata, Actinopteri, Perciformes, Nototheniidae.
AUGAGUCUACGCUCAGGGAAAAACUAUAAUAAUGAAGACACCACUACGCACAAAGAAGCAAGUGGAGAACAGCAAGCAGAGACUGUGGAUCAAACAGCCAAGUGGCAAGAACAUCCUCAAGCCUCUGAUGCUAAGUCAUAUUCAUCCAGAGCAGCCUCUAGAUCGUCUCAGCGAUCAUCAGCAACAAGUUCGUCAGCCACGAAAGCCUAUGCCAAGGCAAAAGCAGCUCAUGCUCAAUUAGCUUAUGCUGAAAAAGAAGCUGACGUGAUGAAACAGAGGGCAGACCUGGAAAAGCAAAAAGCUGACUUUGACGCCAGUCUACAUCUGCUCCAGUGCCAAAGAGCUGCAGCUGCAGCUGAAGCUGAAGCUGCAGUUUAUGAAGAAGCAGAUGCUGAAAGCGUGAAGCUAAGUCGAGAACCCAUUGUUGAAGGUGAGCGCUUCAGUGCAGUCCAACGCACUUCCAAGUAUGUUCAAGCUCAGUCUCAGUACACCUGUUCCGGAACGCAUCAUACACAGGUAGCAGUGGAGGCACAGGAAAGAAAAAUAAAGACGUUUGAACCACCUCAAGCUAAGUCAGUCUACAAAGACUUAAAAAAUGAACCGACAUCAAAUACUUACCCUCACAGUACUCCGAAGCACGCUGAUCAACAGUAUGAGUCACAAAGUGCACAAGACUUCGCAAGAUACCUCAUCAGAAAAGAAAUGGUGAGUGCAGGUCUUCUUCAAUUCGAUGAUAAGCCUGAAAAUUACUGGUCGUGGAAAGCCUCCUUUAUAAGUGCCACUAAGGACUUGAAUCUCACAGCCAGAGAAGAGCUAGAUUUGAUGACUAAGUGGCUAGGGCCCGACUCCAUGCAACAAGCAAAGAGAAUUCGUGCAGUACACGUACUCAAUCCUGCAGCAGGUGUGAACAUGAUCUGGCAACGUCUUGAAGAGUGUUAUGGGGCGCCAGAGGUCAUUGAAGACGCACUGCUCAAGAAAAUAGAACACUUUCCGAAGCUCACCAACAAAGACAAUGCUAAACUGAGAGAACUCGGCGACAUUCUCCUCGAACUUGAGUGUGCUAAGGACGAAGGUGCUCUGCCAGGGCUUUCGUACCUGGAUACAGCUCGUGGGGUAAGAGAAAUAGUGGAAAAGCUUCCCUAUAAUCUGCAAGAGAGGUGGACCAGCAUUGGAAGCAAGUACAAGGAGGAUUACAGAGUAGCCUUCCCUCCUUUCUCUGUCUUCGCCAAGUUUGUCCAGCAACAAGCAAAGAUUAAGAACGAUCCAAGCUUUAUUAUAUCCACACCAAGCAACAAAGCCUCUGUGACUGUACACAAAACAGACAUCCCAGAAGAGCCAGCAGACACCCAAAGCAGUCCUACUUUUAAAAAAUUGGAUGAGCCAGAUCGCCAGUGUCCAAUUCACAAGAAGCCACACCCACUGAAAAAAUGUAAGCUCUUUAGAGAGAAAACUCUUGAAGACCGCAAAGCAUAUCUCAGAGACAAUCGCAUCUGUUAUAGAUGUUGCGGUUCUUUUCAACACAUGGCAAAAGAUUGCAAACUGACUGUCAAAUGCUUCGAGUGCAACAGUGACAGACACAUCGCCGCACUGCAUCCAGGCCCUCCUCCUUUAAACGCUCAGAGUGCUACGGCUGGGAAAGACAAAAGCGGGGAGCAAAGUGAAAGCUCAUCUUCAUCAGUGACCUCAAAGUGUACGGAGGUUUGUGGGGAGGGUUAUAGCUCACGCUCAUGUUCCAAAAUUAUCUUGGUGAAAGCAUAUCCUGCAGGGGAAAAGGAGAAGGCAAUGAAGAUGUAUGCAGUGUUGGACGAACAAAGUAACAAGUCACUAGCCAAGACAGAGUUCUUCAACCUCUUUGAAGUUAAAGGUAACUCCACUCCAUACACCCUGAACACCUGUUCUGGGAAGUCAGAGACUUCAGGUAGGAGAGCCGUUAAUUUUGUCAUUGAGUCUGUGGAGGGGAAAGUACAGCUUCCCUUACCACCCUUAAUUGAGUGUGACAUGGUGCCAGAUGAAAGAGCAGAAAUUCCCUCUCCAGAGAUUGCACUACAUCACCUACACCUACAGCCAGUUGCUAACAAGAUUCAUCCAGUAGAUCAAAACGCUCCUAUCCUUCUGCUCUUAGGGAGAGACAUCCUAAGGGUGCACAAAGUACGUGAGCAAAUCAAUGGACCGCACAAUGCACCUUACGCACAACGGCUAGACCUAGGCUGGGUCAUUGUGGGAGAAGUAUGCUUGGGGAUAGCUCACAAACCAUCAGAGGUCAAUGUCUACAAGACCAACAUACUGCACAACGGUUGCACAUCUUAUCUCAGUCCAUGUCCAAACAGUAUUCAUGUUAAAGAAGACUUCAGUGGCAUGACACAGCAUCCUAGUCUCACCUUCCCUGCAUGUAAGCAGAACACAGAUUGCACUGCGAUUACAGACAAUCUCGGGUGUUCGGUGUUCGUCAGGUCCAAAGAUGACAACGAGAUGCGUCCUGAAGUGUCUACACUGGCAACCAAGGUCUCAGAGUUCAUGUUGAGCUCUCAACACUUUGAGCGAUGCUCAAGCUGGCAAAAGCUCUGUCAGAUCAUAGCCAGACUCAUUCAUGUUGCCGCUUCCUUCAAAAGCAAGGCUGACGAAGCAAGAAAGAAAGGAUGGGAAUGUUUCGGAGAAACAAUCAGCAUAAGUGAACUCUCACAAGCCAAGGUUUUGAUCAUCCGCUCUGUCCAGCACAAGGCCUUCAAAGAGGAAUUCAAAUGUCUUGAAGACGGACAGACUUGGUCCAAGCAAAACACACUUGAGAAGCUCAAUCCAUUUGUGGAUAAAGAUGGUCUUCUUCGUGUUGGAGGUCGUCUUUCAUCGGCUGAGCUGUCAGAAGAAGAAAAACACCCUCUGAUCAUUCCACGCAAUCAUCACAUCGCCACACUGCUUGUCAGAUACUUCCAUGAAAAAGUAGCUCACCAAGGGCGACACUUUACAGAAGGAGCUAUUCGAGCAGCUGGAUACUGGAUAGUUGGGAGUAAACAUCUGGUAUCUUCUGUCAUCCACAAGUGUGUUACCUGCCGCAAAUUGCGAGGAAGGUUGGAAGAUCAGAAGAUGGCGGAUCUGCCAGCUGACAGACUAACACCCGAAUCUCCGUUCACCAAUGUUGGACUGGAUGUUUUUGGGCCGUGGUUGGUCAUGACACGACGCACAAGAGGAGGGGCUGCAGACAGCAAACGCUGGGCUUUGCUCUUCACAUGCAUGUCUACCAGAGCGGUGCAUAUUGAACUGAUUGAAUCCAUGUCAACAGACAGUUUUAUCAAUGCCUUAAGAAGAUUUUUCUCUGUUCGUGGUCCAGCAAAGCUCCUGCGCUCUGACAGAGGGACUAACUUCGUCGGGGCUUCAAAAGAGUUAAGGAUUAACACAGACGACACAUUAAUCAGGAAGUACCUCCAGGAGAAAGGAUGCUCUUGGGUUUUCAACCCCCCUCAUGCCUCCCACAUGGGUGGUUCCUGGGAGCGGCUCAUCGGAGUAGCCAGGCGCAUUCUGGAUGCAAUGUUGCUUCAGACGGGACCAGUACGUCUUACACAUGAGGUUUUGAGCACUUUCAUGGCAGAGGUGAUGGCGAUCAUCAACGCAAGACCCCUUGUGUCUGUGUCUACUGACCCAGAUAUGCCUGCAGUUCUAACCCCCUCAAUGCUCCUGACUCAGAAAAUGAGUGCAGUUUCAGCACCUCCUGGAAACUUCGAUACAGCUCAGUUGCUCGGAAAGCAAUGGAAGCAAGUUCAGUGCCUUGCCGACACCUUUUGGAAGAGAUGGAAAGGAGAGUAUCUGUCUACUCUGCAGAGCCGCAGGAAGUGGACGCAAGACAAGCCGAACGUCAAAGAAGGAGACGUCGUCCUUCUCAAAGGCAGUCAAGCCCAUAGGAACGAAUGGCCAAUGGGAUUGGUUGUUAAGACUUUUCCAAGCAGUGACAAGAGGGUCCGCAAAGUAGAAGUAUGGAUUGUGAAGGACGGGACAGCCAAGGUGUUCCUUAGGCCUGUAACAGAAAUUGUUGUCCUUCUUGCAGAGUCUUAGAGAAAGAACUCUUAAUAUGUUGUUUUCAGUGGACAUUCCCUUUCAAGUUCAAUUGUAUUUGUCGUGAUAUAAUGUUAUUAUCUCAAGCGGGGAGUGUGCUGCCUAUUUCUAUGUUUAUAGAGUUGGGACAUGUUUUUUUGGCUCAGAGUGAGCGCUCCUUGGUUUGCGAGGAUCUUUGUAAACGGAGCACGGAGAUCAACACAUGGAGAUCAACACAUGGAGCAGAGACGUCAUGUAAACUGUGUCCGUGUCUGUGAUGCUUGAGCCUUGGAGACUAUUUGUCUUUUUACAAAGUAAAAGAAGAACAGUAAAGUCAAGAAAGAAAACCUUGCAUCUUUAUUGGAGGACUUUUAAAUGUUAGCUAACUGUCUAGCUACGCAUAGGGAUACGCGCUGUAAGGGCA